AUGUCUUCCUCUACGGCUCUUCUUCCCAAGAACAAGAGAGAUGAACACCCCAUCUUCCUCCGCGUCUGCCACUCGCCAUGGACGAAAAUUGGCCAAAAGACCUUGGUCGGCCUUCGAGGUGUCACCGCUAUCUACUUGGCUGUCAGUUUCAUCUCCAUCAUCAACUACGACGUCAACUUCAACAAUCAUGGAUGGUCAACUGUCUUUGAACCCCCCAAUAUUGCCUACUUCAUGUUGACCCUCUACCACUGGAUGGCUACCACCUGGACCUUCAUGCAUCUUCAUUAUCCUCAUCACAGAAAUGGUACUCAAACUGUGGCUACCCGCUUCCAGAGAUUCUUGUCUCCCCCUCGUCAACAUGAGUCGACCAAGAACAAGACCUGGUUCAGCAUUUUCUACUUCGCUGCCGUCACCUUCCCACAUGUCACAACUCUGAUUUACUGGACUAUCUUGGUCCCCCAGGAUCAAGCUACUAUUCCCCGCGACAAGAUAUUUGGACACGGUCGGUAUACAGAGUUCUACGUCUUGAAUAAAUACGCUGCAGUCUCCCUUAUUGCCCUCACUGAAGUCUUCGUCUUCAGCAGCAUUAGACACCCAACUCCUCCCUCUGCUCAAAUCGCCGGAAUCUCUUUCCUCUCCCUCCUGUACAUUGGCUGGGCAUAUGCUGGUCAUGAGAUCACAGGCCGAUACGUUUACUUCUUCCUGGACCACAAGACGGUUCGCCCUGAAAACACUGCGGGCGCCAUAGCUGCAUUCGCUACCUCGGCCAAUGCCUGUAAGUUGACAUCGAGAUACUCCUGUGCUUUGCUGAUGGUUAUGACAGUGUUUGGUUUCAACCUUGGCAUCACUGCCCUUCGUGAGUAUUUGGCCCAGAAGAUCGAGAAGAGAAGCAGCGGCUACACCUCGCUUCCACAGUAA
Molecule: messenger RNA, 918 nt
Organism: Lachnellula hyalina
Lineage: Eukaryota; Fungi; Ascomycota; Leotiomycetes; Helotiales; Lachnaceae
Exons: 5
Coding region: 1-918 (305 amino acids)
Cellular component (GO): membrane
Source: RefSeq, a predicted model, not a curated record